AUGGAAAUUUCAUUCUGUCCUUAUAGGACUCAGUUCAGCCCUUCUAAAGUGCUCUACACUGCAGUAAGCCAGCCGAUCACCUUCAAGAGCAACGCCGACGAUCUUGAGCUUUUGGAAGCUGCGAGAGAGAAGGAAGAACGAGAGCUCGAGCAGGAAAGACAAGAACAACAACAAGGAGACCCUCCAGAACCUCACGAGGAGGAACAACACGCCCCCCCAGAAGCCGCAGAAGAGACAAUCCUAGUCAAACCUGAAGACAUCAUCGAGGAACCCUCAAGCCAACCAACUGAGGACCAACAGCCACCAUCAUCACCCGACCCGAAACCGUCAAACUCGGCCAUCUCAUCACAUUCCCACAAGGGAAACAGCAACGCCAAGAAGAAGAAGGAGAAGACCGUCUCCUGGUUCGGCGCUCCGAUGGCGAAUAAGAAGAGUAAGAAGAAGGCGGCGGCUGCGAAGAAGCAGAAGUUGUUGUUGGGUGAUGCUUCGGAUAAUGAAGGCGCGCCGACUGCUACUGCUCUGGAAGAUGGCGUUGAGGAGAGUGGUGGAGCAACGGAGGAGGCAGCUGGUGAUCCUCCAGCUGAUGAAGCUCCCGCUAAGGCAGCCGCUCCUGUCGAGGAAGCAGCACCACCAGCAGAAGACCCAGCUCCUGUCGAAGCAGCCGCUCCUGUUGAAGAGGCACCAGCAGCAGAAGAACCAGCUCCAGCCGAAGCAACCCCUGCCGAAGAAGCAUCUACCCCCGCCGAAGAAGCCACACCAGAGCCCGCCCCCGACCCCGCUCCCACCUCGGAGUCCGCACCCGUAAGUGACGACGCCAACCCGACCGAAGACGCACCGCCCGCACCAGCCGACGAGACGCCCUCGGGAGAAAAUGCUGACGAUAACCAACCCGCUCCCGCAGCAGCAGAAGAUGAGAAGCCCGCUGAGGGACAAGAAGAACCCGCGAAGAGCGAUGAGCCUGUCGCUGGCGAUGAGAAGGAGGAGGCAGCUCCCGCUGAUGACGAGGGCGGGGUUGUUCCUGCUGAAUCAGUAGCGGUUGAGGCUGAGGCUGAUAAGCCUAAUGAGGCUGCCGUUGAAGAAGCAGCUCCGGCCGAGGAAGCACCUGCCGCAGAGGCACCUGCUGAAGAGGCCGCCCCAGUCGAAGAGGCCACCCCAGCCGAAGAAACGCCAGCUGAGGAAGCACCAGCUGCAGAAGCUCCUGCUGAAGAAAAGCCAGCUGAAGCAGAAGCGCCUGCCGGUGAAGAAACGCCCGCCGACGAAGCACCAGCUGCAGCGGCUCCCGCCGAAGAAAAGCCAGCUGAAGCAGAAGCGCCUGCCACUAAAGAGGCACCCGCCGAAGAAAAACCGGCUGAGGAAGCACCAGCUGAAGAAGACACCACCACCGAAGAAGCACCUGCUGAAGCAGAAGCAGCGCCAGCCGACGAAACACCAGCCGAAGCUGAAGCCCCUGCCGCUGAACAAACCCCAGUCGAACCAGCGCCCGUCGAAGAAACACCAGCUGCAGAAACGCCCGCCGAAGUAGAAGAUCCCGUCGAAGAGCCCAAAGCUGAAGAAGCAGCGCCCGCUGAAGAUGCACCCGCGGUAGAAGUACCAGCCAAGGAAGCACCUGCUAAAGAAGCGCCAAAGGACGAGGCACCAGCUGAAGCAGCACCAGCCGAGGAAGCACCUGCUGAAGAAGCGCCAAAGGACGAGGCACCAGCUGAAGAUGCACCAGCUGAAGAGGCAGCCGCGGAAGUAGAAGCUCCUGCGGAAGAAGCUGCAGCGCCUACCGAAGAGGCUCCUGCUGAUGAGCCCGCGACUAAAGAGGCUUCACCGGCUGAGGAGGCUGUAGUUGAAGAAGCAGCACCUGCUGAAGAAGCUCCUGCUGCAGAGGAAGCGCCAGCCGAAAAAGAGGCUCCUGCUGAGGAAGCCGCACCAGCUGAGGAAGCACCCCCCGAGGCGUCUCCUGCUGAGGAAGUUGCACCAGUCGAAGAGGCAGCCGUUGGCGAGAAAGAGGCGCUGGCUGAAGAAGCUCCUGCUGCAGAGGCACCCGCUGAAGAGGCUGCUCCAGUCGAAGCGGCCGCUCCGGCAGAGGAAGCUGCUACAGCCGAAGAAGCACCUGCCGAAAAAACCGCUGAAGUCGAGGAAGCCGCCCCAGUCGAAAAGGCAGCACCGACUGAGGAAGCUGCACCAGUUGAAGAAGCACCUGUUGCAGAGGCACCCGCUGAAGAGGCUGCUCCAGUCGAAGCGGCCGCUCCGGCAGAGGAAGCUGCUCCAGUCGAAGCGGCCGCUCCGGCAGAGGAAGCUGCUCCAGCUGAAGAAGAACCUGCCGAAGAGACCGCUGCAGUUGAGGAAGCUGCCCCAGUCGAAAAGGCAGCACCGACUGAGGAAGCUGCACCAGUUGAAGAAGCACCUGCUGCAGAUGCACCCGCUGAAGAAGCCGCUCCAGCCAAAGAGGAAUCUGCGCAAGCUGCACCAGCAGAGGAAGCUGCACCGGCCGAAGAAGCUGCACCAACUGCGGAAGCAGCGCCAGUCGAAGAGGCGGUGCCAGCCGAGGAGCCGGCGCUAGCUGAGGAAGCCGCCCCGGCAGAAGAAGCACCAGCUGAAGAGGCAGCACCAGCUGAAGAGGCAGCACCAGCUGAAGAGGCAGCACCAGCUGAAGAGGCAGCACCAGCUGAAGAGGCAGCACCAGUCGAAAAAGAAGCACCUGUAGAGGAGGCCGCCCCAGCUGAAGAAGCUGCUCCCGUCGAUGAAGCAGCUCCCGCCGAGGAAGCACCCCCCGCAGAGGCGGCCCCUGAAGAGGCGGCACCAGCUGAGGAGGUUGCCCCAGCUGAAGAACCUGCCCCAGCUGAGGAAGCUGCUGUUGUUGAAAAGGCUGCGCCCGCCGAGGAAGCACCUCCUGCUGAAGAAGCCGCUCCCGCUGAGGAGGCUGCUGUUGUUGAGGAGGCAGCUCCCGCUGAGGAAGCUCCUCCAGCCGAAGAACCAGCUCCAGCAGAAGAACCAGCCCCCGAAGCGAUAACAGACCGCGCCAUCGUCGAAGAGCCAGAGUCCACCGAACCAGCCGGCGACGCCAUCCCACCCCCCUCCUCCUCCAAGCGCCGCUCCAUGCACCCCUCCUCCCACUCCUCCCGCCACCACCACUCCCGUUCCUCGCGCGACAAAGACCGCUCCCUCCCCCCUUUCUCCCCCGAAGCCCCCCCCCGCAAGCGCCGCGAGAGCGACGCGAGCAUAACCCAGUUCUGGAAAGGGCUUCAGCCUAAACUACCCAAGCGCCAUGAUUCAGGGAUGAGUAUGGGGAAUUGGGGGAAGGAGAAGGAGAGGGAUCGAGAACGGGAUCGAGAAGUGAAGAGGGAGCGUACGCCGGAGGAACAGGCUGCGCAUGAUGCGAGGAAGGCGGAACGACGCGCCAAACGCGCAGCUGAGCGCGAAGCUGCUGAGGCGGAAGAGAGGGCGCAAAGAGAGGCGGAGGAGGCGGCGGCGCUGAAAGAGGCGGAGGAAGUGGCGAGGGUGGAGAAGGAGAAGCGACGGGAGCGGCGCCGUUUGAGGGAGGAGAAGCGGAGGGCGGAGGAGGAGAAACUGCGCGUGAAGGAGGAGAAGAGGAAGGCUGAUGAGGAGGCUGCAAGGGCGAGUCACAGGGAGAGGAGGAGACGGCAUAGUACUACCAACCGGGGCGAUGGAAAGAGCCGUGGCGUCGACGCAGCUGAGAAGCCGAAUCUGAUUAGCCUCAAGGGAGAAAGUGAGAUUGGGCGUGAGAGGAAGGCGGAGAGCGAGAUGGAUCGCGAGAUUAAGGGCGAGAGCGAGCUAGUGGGGGGAAGGAAGAAGGACGCCGCCUCUCCCGCUGACAGGCCGAAGAGCUCGCAUCAUGGGAGCGACCGAUCGCGCAAGGUGCGGACGCCAGAAGAGCAGGAGGCGCAUGAUAAGCGGAAGGCGGAGAGGCGGGCGGAGCGCAGGGCGAGGGAGGAGAAGGAGGGGCGUGGUGGGAAGCCGGGGCCGGAUGAUGUGGCGAGGGAGGAGGAGAGGAGGAAGAGGCAUGAGGGCCAUAGGGAAGAGAGGCGGAAGAGGAGGGCGUCUACGCUGGAUCAGGAUGCGAAGGAGAAGAUGCGCCAGGGGCCGAUUAAAGGUUUGUUUAGGCGCUUGAUUGGAGCUUAAGGGCUGGGUUCAAGGGGCGGAUAAACAACGGUUCAGACCAACUUGGGAUUUUAUGCGAUUAUUUUGUUUUACGAUAUUGUUGAUGGCUGUUUUUUUGGUUCUCUCUCUUUUUCGAAAUGGCAACGCUCUUUUUUUGGUUUCUUGAUACUCGGGACAUGGAUGGGACUGGACGACACGCGAGGAGGGAGAGGCUGUAAUGGGGUGUGCAUUUUGAAGUUCGCUCGCUUCUUCUGGUGUAUAAACAUUCGUGUAUGGCAUAGUGUUUUGGUCUGAUACCGUGUUACGAUUAUACGAUGUUACGAUAGUUGGUCUCGUUGGGGAUGGGCUCUAUCCUGGGAUACAGCUUGUUAUCAUUUGCAGUUUUCUAUAAAAUAUGAAUGGGUUCUCGAAUAGUAAGUCUUACUCGAUGCAAAAAGUGUGAAAAUGUUGUCUGGUGUUAUAAAUGGCGGGCAAAGUGGUGUUACCCGGGUCGAUAUCGGGUCAUAUCCGUACCCAAUGCAUCAAAUCAAUACACAUUUGGUGCCACUUGUCACCGCAUCAUCUAUUGCAUGUUCACAAGAGACUAUUUAGACAUUGUCAUGCUUGUUUCACCAGCGAGGGGUAGGUCGACGGAUAGACG
This is a messenger RNA of Pseudogymnoascus destructans, 4747 nucleotides long. RefSeq lists its product as uncharacterized. Gene Ontology annotation, biological process: negative regulation of protein sumoylation. Gene Ontology annotation, cellular component: sperm fibrous sheath; sperm principal piece. The record is from RefSeq and is a predicted model, not a curated record. Bases 1 to 4128 code for a protein of 1375 amino acids. NCBI's taxonomy places the organism in Eukaryota, Fungi, Ascomycota, Leotiomycetes, Thelebolales, Thelebolaceae. The transcript has 2 exons. Gene Ontology annotation, molecular function: calcium ion binding.